AUGAACCCCGAUGGCCUUCUUACCAACCUCAACAACUCACAACACGCGGCAGUAUCCUCCUUCGCAGAUACGUUGGCCAUUCUUGCGGGUCCAGGAAGUGGAAAAACGCAUACUUUGACGUCGCGGACGGCCUGGUUGCUUGCGCAGGGACUCCAGCCAUGGAAUGUUGUUGUUGCGACCUUUACCGUCAAGGCGGCGCGGGAGAUGAAGGAGAGGAUUGGGAAGCUAAUUGGAAAUGGGAUGGAGUCCAAAUUGGUAUUGGGCACAUUUCACAGUAUCUCGCGGAGGUAUCUGGCUCGAUAUGGCCACUUGAUCGACAUUCGUAAGGACUUUGGGAUAGCGGACAGUGCAGACUCUCUGGCUAUCAUCAAGCGCAUUGUCAAACGAUUUGACUUCAGUAUUGAUCCUAAGGUUGCUCGAUCACGAAUUAGCGGAAGGAAGGCUCGCACAUCGGUCAUUGAGGAGGGUGAGAUCAGGAAGCCAGCCGCGAAAUCGGUGGAGGCAGAGGAGUUCGAGAGGUGCUAUGUCGAGUACGAAGAUGCUCUCAAGCGAUCAAAUCUCCUCGAUUACGACGACCUACUCCUUCGAUGCGUCGAUCUUCUUCGAAAACACCCAUCUUGUGUCUCCAACGUCGAAGCUGUGCUGAUUGAUGAGUUUCAAGACACGAAUCUUGUCCAGUUCGACCUCAUGCGGCUAUUUGCUGCGCACAAGAAACGAAUCACAAUUGUGGGCGACCCCGACCAGAGUAUAUAUGGCUUUCGUGCGGCAGAAAUAAAGAAUUACAAACGGAUGCUUCAUCAAUAUCCAGAUACGGUCACAAUUGCUUUGGAGGAGAAUUAUCGCUCGUCGGGUGCUAUCCUUUUAACUGCUUUGAAUGUUAUUGAGCAGGACAGUUCCAGAGUUGCAAAGUCUCUGCUUCCGACUCAUAUAGUCGGAACGAGGCCUGUCCUUCGGAAGCUUGCUGGAGCCCACAAGGAAGCAGAAUGGAUUGUGACCGAGAUACAGAGAACUAAGGGGCUUACGGGUGAUCUACUCGAUUUGAACGACUUUGCCAUAUUAUUACGCUCCGCGUCCCUGUCCAGGUUGAUCGAGACUGCUUUGGGCAAGGCCGGUAUAGCUUACCGCAUGGUCGGUGGUCUGCGAUUCUACGAUCGCGUGGAAAUAAAAACCAUUCUCGAUUAUCUCAGAGUUAUCAGCCAACCAGACAAUAAUGAUGCACUUGCUCGGAUCAUCAACACACCAUCAAGGAGGAUUGGCGAGUCCACAAUCAAGGGUUUAUUGGAAGAAGCUGAUCAAGCCAAGAUCACUCUCUGGUCUCUGGUACUUGGAAUCGUGCAAGGAAAGCUGACUGCGAAGACCAAACUCAAAAACCCAACUGAAAAAAAUCUCUCUAGCUUCGUGAACAUUAUCUUGACGGCAAGGGCCAAGAUGGGUGGGCCGGUGGAAGAAAGAAUGAGUACCGUCGAGCUGAUAAAUUUCGUCCUCAAGAAAACGGACUAUGAGGAGUGGCUACUUGAACACCAUGGAGAUGUUCACAAGUCCCGUUGGGAAAACGUUCAGGAACUCAUCACGCAAGCCACCGACUUCCAGGACGCCAUUUCUUUCGGGUACGAAGACGAGGCGCUUCCUGGAAUCGAUGGCUUGGGGCAGGAAGAAGAUUCAGAUCACUUGUCAAAAUUUCUUGCCAAUGUGGCACUUGCAUCGGAAGUCAAGAAGGACGAUGAGGAAGGAAGUACAACUGCCCAGGUAACAAUUUCCACAAUUCACGCUGCGAAGGGUCUAGAAUGGCCAGUGGUAUUUAUUCCGGCAACAUAUCAAGGCUCAAUCCCGCAUUCAAGAGCAGAGGAUACCAACGAAGAACGCAGGUUGCUAUAUGUCGCAAUGACAAGAGCGAAAGCACUGCUCUACAUGAGCUGUCCGCUCAAGAACUCUCAAGGAGAAGAAACCACGCUCUCUCCUUUUCUAACGCUGCCUUCACUGGCUCCACUUCUAGAUUCAAAAGGCCCUUCCUUAGGAUCCUCGACGGUGCAAUCAAUGGCCCAAAUACUCCGACGCAACCUUCCUACCACGGAAUCUAUAUCGGUAUCCUCAAUCUCACUGCCCAGCAUAGAAGAUGAUCUAUUCCCCAAGGAAGGAAAAGAGGAUGCCCAUGAAAAAGAGGUAAGGCUGAAUUCCAUCACUGGUGGAAAUCCAACCUUUACGAUGGGACAACAAGCUCCGAAACGUAGACGAGUCGAGUUGAGACGGUCAAUUAGCGAUUUAGAAGAAGGUACGGAAAGGAAUUGGAAACCUACCUAUGCUACAACGAUGGAUCGGGCGUCGAGUUUCACGGCCGCAGCUGUUGGUAUUGGGAUGAAAUCUGGAUUCGUGGGUGCAGGCUGCCAUCUUCAAGUGCUGAAGGAGCAAUCUGUCAAUAUGAGUCUGCAAGAUACGGAAGAUGUCGAAAUGCCUUCGAAGAAAAAAACGGCUGAGAAGAAGAGCAAGUCUCUAGAAGGCCAAGGGACACUACUUGGCUUUUUAGGGAAGCCGGAACCCGGGAAACCCAUCCCAAUAAAGAGCCAGGAACCGCAGCAUCCACCCUCGACGCAGUUCUCGAUUUCGCGAACCCUCAACCAGCCAAGGCCACCUGCUCUGUAUACAGCCACAACAACCAUCCACCCUUCCCUCUCAACGCACCGCCUGAACCGCAUAUCAACAAAUAUCCGACCCCGACAACCUCCUCCUUCACAAACGGAACAACAAAGCAAAAGAAACGACUAUGUCUUCCUUUCCAGCUCGCCUCCACGCCCUAAACAUCCCAUCGUUGAAGAGCCGGUCGAGCCCCCACCUGGAUUGGUGGCGAAACCUCCCUUGUUACCUCUUAUCCGUCCUCCGUCCGUCUCGAUGCAUGAGACGAGUAUUGAGCGCUUGAAAGCUGGAAACGGGGGAAGUGGAAUUGGAGGAAAGGGGAAAACGUUAGGUGUGAGGAGGAGCAUGAAUGGGUGGGCUGCGCGGAAGGGAGGAGGUAGUGGAGGGUUUGUACCGCCUGUUAUGAAACGGAAUGCAUGA
Messenger RNA from Hyaloscypha bicolor E, 3048 nucleotides. Its product is annotated as UvrD-helicase-domain-containing protein. Gene Ontology annotation, biological process: recombinational repair. NCBI's taxonomy places the organism in Eukaryota, Fungi, Ascomycota, Leotiomycetes, Helotiales, Hyaloscyphaceae. Gene Ontology annotation, cellular component: nucleus. The record is from RefSeq and is a predicted model, not a curated record. The coding region runs from base 1 to 3048 and encodes 1015 amino acids. The transcript has 2 exons. Gene Ontology annotation, molecular function: hydrolase activity; DNA binding; 3'-5' DNA helicase activity.